GUAAAAAAAAAAAAGGUGGCGUACUAAAUAGCGUGCGACGAAACGGUGCGCGAUUUCUCGCGCGGGUGAUGCGUUGAAUCGGUCGUAUCCCAAGUAGGGGCAGAGAGUUGUUGACCCAACUUUUACAAUAAUCCAGAUAAGAGAGAAACGUAGCCUGGGAAAAAUGUCGCGCUGCCCACGAUCGUCUCGUAUCUCUUUCUCUCUCUCUCUUUCUCCCCCGAACUUUUCAUCGUUCACUGGCCGCUGCAUCACUCCUCCUUCUACUUAGUAACGAGUACAAACUUCUGCCCGUCUCUGUAUGACUAAGCACCGACGAAACUUUCGAGUGUCUGAAGCUUCGCGAGCUAGUGGAAUAUAGGACAAAGGAGAGCGCCUCGACGGCGUAAAGUCGAGCGGUUUCGACGGUUUUCACGUCGGAGGGGAAUCAUUUUUCUACUUUAACGACCGGCCUCUCUUCUCAUCGCGGGUCUCCAGUGCAUUAGACGAAUUUCUACGUAGCGGCAUCAUGGGGUCCAGGAUGGGGUCCAGAAUCCUCCGGGGCGACGAGGAGGAAAGCAUGAAGCUCUUUUGCUCGCAGGACGACUCGUCGUCGGCGCCGAAGACCAAGGAUGGAUCCAGAGGGGAGAAGAGUGGUUCAGACAGGAAGCAGGAUGUGGAUAGUUUCGGAUACUAUCAAAUGAUUAUGUUCGCGAUAAUAAGCCUGCCUCUGUUCUUGUCAGCAGGAUUCACGCUUGCCUACGUGUUCACAGCCGGAGAAGUUAAAUACAGGUGCGUGGUGCCAGAAUGCGAGGAUCCAUCAAACACUGUGUUCAAUACAUCCUGGCUGCCUGACUCCGUUCCCGACGCGUCAGAGAUGUCCAAGUGCACCCGUUACGUGGUUCGAAAUCACACAGGUGUAUGCACCAACCAGACAUUCUUUAACGCGACUCGAAAAUGCGACUCGUGGAUCUACGAUCCAUCGGAAAAUACGAUCCUCAGCGAGUGGGACCUCACCUGCGACACCAAUCGAUGGAAACUCGCGCUGGUGGGCACGAUAAAUAACGUCGGCCAAUUCGUUGGCCUGAUCUUUGCUGGAUACGUGUCGGACAGAUACGGAAGACGCACGAUUCUGACGCUUACCACGUUCCUGAGUGGAAUCAGCGGCCUGAUACAUUCCUUUUCUGUGAAUUAUUGGAUGUUUCUCGCGUUCGAAUUUAUCGACGCGACUGUCGCGGCCGGUAUCUACAGCGCCGGAUUUAUUUUAGGUAUGGAAAUGGCAGGCGUCCGAGGCAGAGUCCUAGCCAGCACCAUCAUCUGCUGUAUGUUCGCCGUAGGAGAGAUGCUGUUGGGCUUGAUCUCGAUGUGGCUAAGAUCUUGGCGGUUGAUCCUUCGCAUGGUGUACGGUCCUGCGUUGCUCGCCAUCUUGUUGCCCGUGUUGAUCCCGGAAUCAGUCAGGUGGCUAUUGGCGAAUGGGAAACACGAGAAGGUGGAGAGUAUAUAUCGGAAAAUGGCGAGGAUUAACGGGCUCCAAGUCUCGGAUGAGGCGAUCGGCGCGUUUAAAGAAUUGAACAUGGUGAAGACUGAGAAGACAGAGCAAUUGGUAGUGUCGGAAAAGAAAUCGCCGGUGAUGCAAAUUUUGAACAGUUCCACGAUGCUCACACGAUUGUUAGCAUGUUCGUUUUGCUGGUUGACGAACACUUUUGUUUACUAUGGACUAUCUUUGAAUUCAGUGGCCUUCGCUGGCGAUAAAUACACUAAUUUUAUACUAGUCGCCAUUGUCGAGAUACCUGCUUAUUUUCUUACCUGGUUCCUGACCGAUUAUAUCGGUCGUAAAGCUACUUUGUCCUCGUCCUUCUUACUGAGCGGAGCUUUUUGCCUGGCGAUACAGUUCCUGCCUACAGGAAGUUGGACUUUCCUGCCACUGGUCCUCUACAUGGGCGGCAAGUGGUGCAUUACGAUGUCCUUUUCCACGAUUUACAUUUACACGGCGGAACUGUUCCCCACGAACCUGAGACACUCCCUCCUUGGAAUUUGCAGCAUGACCGGCCGCAUGGGGUCAAUAUUGUCACCGCAAACUCCACUUUUGGCACAAAUCAUGCCGGCACUGCCGUUGAUUCUCUUCGGGUGCAUGGCUCUGUCCGCGGGGCUGCUGUCUCUCUUCUUCCCGGAAACGCUGGGAACGAAACUUCCGGACACGGUGUGGGAGGCGGAGAAUAUCGGUAAAGUGCAGGAGAAGCAGGAGCUGCAGGAUUCGCCGUCUUAAGGACAGGCGACGGGGGCACUUUGACGCGUGAUAAAUCCGAGAGAGAAAGAGGGAGAGAGGAAGAAACCGGAGAGAAGCAAAAGAAGAGACCGAGGCAGACUAAAAAGGAGGAACGAAGAAACGAACGAGAAAGAAACCGAAUUGAAAGAAAAGUGGAGAAUCG
Molecule: messenger RNA, 2405 nt
Organism: Habropoda laboriosa
Lineage: Eukaryota; Metazoa; Arthropoda; Insecta; Hymenoptera; Apidae
Product: solute carrier family 22 member 21-like
Exons: 11
Coding region: 506-2242 (578 amino acids)
Biological process (GO): transmembrane transport
Cellular component (GO): membrane
Molecular function (GO): transmembrane transporter activity
Source: RefSeq, a predicted model, not a curated record